AUGCCCGGGGCCGGCCGAGCCGCGGGCGUGAGCCGCCUGCGCCCGCAACCCUCCGAGGAGCCGCCCGCGCAGGAGGACCUCCUCCUGGCAGGUGCCUAUGUUUCUGAUGCCCAGUACAACAGAAAUGUUCCCUUUGAAACAUCUCCUCGGGCCAUCAGACUUUACUAUUUUUAUAACCACUGGACAAUGCAAGUAGCCAUCUACUUCUUUAUUUGUGUCGACCUUUCCCUCGCCCUGUUUGAAGAACCUGCGCUGUUUCCACUGCCUUUCUUGGCUACCUCGAUAGCAGAAGUACUCUGUCUGACUGCAUUCUUUGGGAGACUUGUACAUUUUGCAAAAGUCACUCCUCAAAUGGUUUUCUGGAAGGAUACGAAAAACAUCUGCAUCAUGGUAACCAUAGUGCUGACCUUGAUCGAUUUGAUUAUCUACGGUUCCCUGGAAGCUGUUAAUAUCCACAGCGUUCGAUGGUCAAGGGCCUUAAGGCCAGUCUUCCUAAUUAACUUCCCUGAAAGUCGUCAGAUCCGAAGAACUUUCAGAAGCAUCCGGAACACUCUGCCCGAUAUCCUCUAUGUCUUCCUCUUGUUCAUGUUCAGUGUGCUGAUAUUCUCCCUUAUGGCCUUGAAGCUUUUUGGGGAUCGGGGUCUUCAAACAGUGGAAGGCUUGCCCUACUUCACGAAUAUGCUGGAGAUAGCGUUUGAACUCUACGUACUGGUCACUACUGCGAACAGCCCUGAUGUCAUGAUGCCUGCCUAUAACUUCAACUGGUGGUAUUCUCUGUACUUCAUAACCUACAUCAUCAUCAAUACCUACAUCUUCAUGUCCGUCUUUCUGGCUGUGGUCUACAACAAUUAUAGGAAGCACUUAAAGAACGAGAUUCGCAAACUGGCGUACCUGAAACGUCACAAAAUGAUAGAGGCUUUCAACAUUCUGAAAGUCAAGGUGGGCACAGAGUUUGUGGUGACAGAGGCCCAGUGGAAGCGGCUGGCCAGGAUCGUGAUGCCACACAUCAGCAGUCCCCACCUGGAGCUCCUUUUGAGGAUCUCCGACGAGGGACAGAAGGGCCACGUGGACAAAAUGAACUUUCUACGCUUGGCUGACCUCCUCAACAUUCAGGUGGUCACCAUCAACAUCAAGAGACACCCGCUGGAAAAGUGGAUGCCUUGGGUAUACCAGUCGUCUGCAAGCCUCUUGGUCCAGAGGAUGGUUCGGCACAGGAUCUUUGUCUGGGUUUAUGAUGUCAUCAUUCUAAUAAAUGCCAUAUUCAUCGCUCUGGAUGAGAAAAACCCCUUCAUUUCCUAUGCAGAGUGGCUUUUCCUUUCUCUCUAUAUUAUUGAAAUUCUCCUGAAACUGUACACAUACGAGCCCAGAGCCUAUUUUGGCAAGAAACAGUUCUGGAACUGGUUCGACACGCUGAUCGUCGUCACGGCCCUGGUGGUCACUGUGGCCAGCACCACCAUUCGGUCAGCAAGAAAAUACAACAGUCAGCAGAUACUGGAUAUCGUCUUGAUAUUGAGGAUCCUCCGGCUCUUACGGAUCAUUGUCAGCAUUCAGAGAUUCCGGCUUAUCGUGACCACCUUAAUUAACAUCGGUCCCACGAUACUGACGUUUGGUGGACUCGUCUUGGUGGUCUACUACGUGUUCGCCAUCAUCGGGAUGGAAGCAUUCCACGGCAAAGUCCGGUUCUUCGACCCAAAUUUCACCACCCCCGAUGCUCUGGUGUGUGGGAACCCAGCCUUGAAAGACUCAGCAUUUGCCCGAGACAGGUACUGCAAGAAUAACUUCAAUGACCUGGCCUCCUCGUUCAUCGUGCUGAUGGAGCUCACGGUGGUUAACCAGUGGCACAUCCUCGCAGGCGGCUUUGCCCUUGUGACUCACCAGGCGGCAAAGCUGUACUUCAUCACCUUCCAUGUUGUGGUCGUCAUUCUCAUCGUCAAUAUUUUCAUAGCGUUCAUCUUGGAGGCAUUUUUUGUGGCGUACUCCUUAGAAAAAAGUGAAGUCGAAACUGCCAUCGAGAAGAAGAUUCAAGAGCUUGGAGUGGGAAUCCAAGAAGAAGAAAUGCAGGAUGGGAAGCUCGUUGAUAACAUGGACACCAAGGACAGUGGCUUUAGUGGAGAUGAUGGAGACAACAAAGGGAAGGCUUUGAAAGGAUUGUACUUCAGAAUUGCAUCAAAAAAGUACAGGACCGUGGACGCCCUGCUGCAGCAGAUGUUUGAGUCCGAAAUUGCUCCAGAGGAUGAAGGCCCUUCCUUGGAUGAGAUUCUGAACUUCUCGCCCGGUGACAUAUAUCCCAAGAAUCCCAAUUUUGAAAACAGUGCGUGA
Odobenus rosmarus divergens (Pacific walrus) is the source of this 2319-nucleotide messenger RNA. Its product is annotated as two pore calcium channel protein 1-like. NCBI's taxonomy places the organism in Eukaryota, Metazoa, Chordata, Mammalia, Carnivora, Odobenidae. Gene Ontology annotation, molecular function: monoatomic ion channel activity. The record is from RefSeq and is a predicted model, not a curated record. Gene Ontology annotation, cellular component: membrane. The transcript has 19 exons. Gene Ontology annotation, biological process: transmembrane transport; monoatomic ion transport. Bases 1 to 2319 code for a protein of 772 amino acids.